Messenger RNA from Carassius carassius (crucian carp), 2544 nucleotides. RefSeq lists its product as uncharacterized. Lineage: Eukaryota; Metazoa; Chordata; Actinopteri; Cypriniformes; Cyprinidae. The transcript is spliced from 4 exons. The record is from RefSeq and is a predicted model, not a curated record. Bases 519 to 2417 code for a protein of 632 amino acids.
ACAAACAGAGAUGUCAGCAGGCUGAGAGAUGACAUGUACACACAGCAAAUAAAACUGACGAGCGACGUCGAAACAAACUCUAGCAGGAACACGCGAGUACGGGACGCGAACAUCGCGUCGAGGCGACAAAGUAAACGUGGAAGUGUGAACGCGCCAUGCGGGUGAGCAGAAAUGUGUCGACUAGCUUGAUAACAACAACUACGUUAUAGCGCUGCGAUUAAUGCAAACUCCUCGCAGCUUCAAGUUGCUGGUUUAACAGAUGUUUGGAGUUGUUUUGCACUCAUUUAAUCGGAAACUCGACACUCAAGUGUUUGCUUCUUUAAUGAAAAAGUAGGAUUUUCCUUCACUCUGUGACAGAAGAAAUCACUUAAGCCUUGUUUUGCGCGUUGCUCUUCAAGUCCAGCUUGAUGAGUUAAUGCUACUAUGCCUGUCAGAGCUGUUUGCCACUCCCAGCUUUUACUGCUGUCAGGAAGUACUGUAGUGAUCGCCCUCGACUGAGGAAAACUGCAGUGUAGUUCAUGUAUAAUCCGCCGAAGACCACGUGGAGCAUGAGACAGAUGAUGUGGCUUCAGCAGAGGUUAAAGGGUCUGCCAGGUCUGCUCUCGAGCAGCUGGGCCCGACGUGUCCUGGUGGGAUUACUGCUCUUCCUCAUUUUCUACUGGUACUUGAGCUCAGAUGGGCUCCUGAAGUUUUUCAGCAUGUCCAGGGAGUCUGGAGGAGCGGCGGGGGCUUGUCUGCAGACCGAUCUUCACAGGUGGGUGCCGUUGGUGGACCGAGGGGAGGGAGUGGUGCUCAGCCCCCAGACCAAAGAAACAGUCCCAUUUGUGGUCGGUAAUGGACAUUUCCUGGUGGAUGUGGACUCUAAUAAACUCUGGGUAGCUUCAUCUUCACAGCCUGGAUCCGCGCCGGUUCACCAAACAGACUACGGGCCGAUAGUGCGCCUGCAGAUCCAGGGAACACGCUCAGAAGCUCGAGGAUUGAUGCUGUGGUACAGAAAAGGCUCUGUUCUGUCCUCCCGAUGCAUCCUGACAGCGUCUUCUCACGACUGCGUCGUCAUCCGAGAGGAGUUUGUUGCGCAUCGCAGCCGACCCAAUGUCUAUCUUCAGAGAAUUCACAUAUCCAACCCUACAGACCGUCCGGUUUCCAUCGACCUGACCACGGAGUCUCCAUUGUUUAGGAGCACUGCGGAGAAGAUGGAGGAGAAGGAGUUUGUGCUCUCCUCAGGACGGGUGCUCACGGAAAAGAAGGACACCGUGUUGGUGGUGGUGGCCACAAAGAAGCUGAGCACCAAGAUCCAGGUUCCUGCCAAAUCGGAAUACACAGAAAACCUGGUGAGUGUGAUUCACACCUCGGAGCCCACCGAGGGCGGGAAACUGGACGAAACCCUCGGCAAGCUCAGAGAAGGACUCAAGAAAGAGAUGGUGGAUGUCCUCCGAGCCAAUGUGGAAGAAUUGAUGCAAGAGCACCAGCAAGCAUGGGUGGAUCUCUUCAUAUCUGGUGUGGAAAUCAGAAAGAUCACAGACGCCCAUACCCCGUCCAGUCGCACAGUCAACAACACGCUGUACUACAUUCUGUCGACCUCCACAGCGCCCCUCCUGGAUCAGAGUCUCACAGCAGAAGAGCACGAACGCCUGGAGUCCAGUCUGAACUACGCUGACCACUGCUUCAGCGGCCACGCCACCAUGCACGCCGAGAACCUGUGGCCGGAGCGCCUAUCCAAUGUGGCUCAGAUCCUGCAGCUGGUGAACCUCUGGAACCUGACCUUCCAGAAGAGAGGAUGCAAGGUCCUCGUGGCGGCAGGAACUCACGGUAUGAUGCAAGGUAUGGUCCUGAGUUUCGGCGGUCUGCAGUUCACCGAGAACCACCUUCAGUUCCAGGCCGACCCGGAUGUUCUUCACAACAGCUACUCUUUGAGGGGCAUCCAUUACAAUAAAGACCUUAUCAACCUGGCCGUGCUGCAGGACGCCGAGGGCAAGCCCUUCCUGCACGUGUCCGUCAAGCCUCAGGAGAAACCCGUGAAGCUGUACGCCUGCGAGGCCGGCUGCAUGAACGAGCCCGUGGAGCUGACCUCGGAGCUGCGAGGCCACAUGUUUCCGGUGAUGGUGACCCAGCCCAUCACGCCUCUGCUGUACAUCUCCACUGAUCUCACUCAUCUGCAGGACCUGAGACACACGAUGCAUGUCAAGGCCAUCUUGGCUCACGAGGACCACAUGGCCAAGCAGUACCCAGGCCUGCCCUUCCUCUUCUGGUUCAGUGUGGCGUCCCUCAUCACGCUUUUCCACCUCUUCCUCUUCAAACUCAUCUAUAAUGAGUAUUGCGGGCCUGGAGCCAAGCCGCUCUUCAGGAGUAAGUUCGGACUCCUACUGAGGGCAAACAAGGAAACCGAUCCACUGGAUGGAGUAAAUUCAACAGGAUGAUGUUACUGUCUGAAGCCUAAUCCAGUGUGCAGAAACAUUAAAUAAUGCUCUAUCUCUGGAUGUCCUCUCAGGAUUGAUUUUAAUCACUGGACACAUACCAAUGUAUUUAAUACAUGUUUUCCAUUUU